Molecule: messenger RNA, 1812 nt
Organism: Cotesia congregata
Lineage: Eukaryota; Metazoa; Arthropoda; Insecta; Hymenoptera; Braconidae
Source: the annotation of a GenBank genome assembly
AUGAAGUUCAUGGCGGGAGAGCAAGUACUGGCAAAGCCACCAAAUAUUGACGAAUUUCAAAAGGGAAAAAUUUUAAUGGCCAGGGGGGAUAAGUAUGUUAUACAAUUUGAGGGCGGUAAAGAGCAUACUGUACUUGAAAAUAAUAUCCAGCCUGAAAGAGCGUCGAGGAGCACGGCGAGAACUAUCAAAGGAAAAUUGUACAAGAGUCCGCUGAGAAAAUCUCCAGGGCGCAAAUCGCCGAGCAGGAGGUCUCCUAGUAGAAGAUCUCCGGGUCGCAGGUCGCCUGGUAGAUCACCUGGAAGACCUAAGCGCCUUAUUAAGAUUACUUCCAAGCAGUCAGAUGACGAAAAAAGUUUUAAAACAGACUCUCAAAGUACAAUGAGCGAAUCUGACGAUGUAGCUGAGUUGAUACCCCUGCAAUCUCGACUGAAAGAUCAGUCAGCUCCAACAGCAACAAGACGAUCGGUUAGAAUCCUCAAUAAUAUGUUGAAAGAUUCUUCAGUAAGCCUACGAGGCAUCGAUCGUGCAGUGUCAUUACCUGUUGAACGUAAAACAAUCAUGUACGACUACCUGUCUGAUGCUAAAGAACGUGGAUUUUCCGUUCAACGUGAGCCUGACAUUCAAAAAUUAUAUUACGAAGAAGAAGUUCUCCCCGACUCAUCAACAACCGAAAAGACAAAAAAGAAAGAAAAAGAGCAAGAAAAAUCCCUCAAAAUCGAGCUUGUAAGCAAACCCCAGGAAUGGCUUGGCUGGAUUGGAGCAACCUGCCUGACAAUUUUGCUGCCUUGCGCGAUAAUCCUCCCCCAAAUCAGUUGCCAAAACAACAAAUGCCAGCUGCCGGAUUUAAAAUUCUCAACCAAGCUGCAGAGUUACUUCAACUUGUCCUCUGCACUAGCCUACAUCAGUUUUCUGCUGGUCGUAGCUUUGACGUCGCUUCUGCCCUUGGGAAGAGUGGUUGACGGGAUGCAGAUGCGGAGCGGAAAGCUGCAGUACAGAUUGAACGGAGCUUACACGCUGUUGCUGGUCCUGGUGUCUUACAAAACCGCGGAGAUCUUCGGGAUUGACGUUACGAACUUCAUCAUAGACAAUCUGCUCCGGUUCUCAGUCCUGUCCUGGAUCACGGGUACGAUUUUAUCAAUAGCCCUCUUCAUCAAGGGCGGAAGGAUUCCUGUGUCCACUGCUAACAUCUACGGGUCCACUAAUAAUUUCAUCUACGAUUUCUGGCAAGGCCGUGAGAUCAACCCGCGGGUGCUCAAACUGGACAUCAAAAUGAUUUUGAGUCGCGUUAGUAUCAUUGGAACCUUGGUGAUCAUCAUUGCGGUGAUGAUGAAGAGCUCUGAAGAUGUUGACUUUGGUGGGCUUAGCAAUUUCACAGACCUCGCGGCUUUGAAAGCUUUCUUGGACUUGAACCCGACGAUCAUGACUGUUGGCUUGAUGCAAGUUUUUUACUGUCUUGAUUAUUUCUACUUUGAAGACGCAACUUUGACCAGCUUCAGAGUUCUUUAUGAAGGUACUGGGUAUAUGACCUGCGUUGCUGGAUUGAUGUAUCCAUUUUUGAUUACUUUGGGACCAAGAUAUUUAUUAGCGCAGGAAGUACAUCCAAAUUACCUUGGAGACAUUCUUAUGAACUGGGCCAUGGUCCUGGUAACCCUGAACAAUGACCUCGUACUUUACUGGUCGGCACUAUGCUGCACCCUGGUCCUCGCCCAUCGCGCGCUUCGCGACAACUCGCGAUGUCAUAAGCGGUACGGCGCGGCCUGGGAAAAUUACUGUUUACGUGUUAGAUCACUUAUAUUUAAGCGUAUUUUUUAA